Messenger RNA from Microthlaspi erraticum, 1830 nucleotides. The record is from the annotation of a GenBank genome assembly. Lineage: Eukaryota; Viridiplantae; Streptophyta; Magnoliopsida; Brassicales; Brassicaceae.
AUGUUUGUCAUCAUUUUCAUUGACGAUAUUCUGGUAUACUCGAGGAGUCAGGAGGAGCAUGCGACUCACUUGAGGUUGGUUCUGGAGAAGCUUCGGGAGCAGAAGCUUUUUGCUAAGUUGAGCAAGUGCAGUUUCUGGCAGCGAGAGAUGGGAUUUCUUGGCCACAUUGUUUCUGCAGAGGGAGUUUCUGUGGAUCCGGCUAAGAUUGAGGCUAUCAGAGAUUGGCCUAGACCUAGUAGUGCCACCGAGAUCAGGAGUUUUCUGGGUUUGGCAGGAUACUACAGGAGGUUCGUCAAGGGGUUUGCUACCAUGGCGCAGCCGAUGACGAAGUUGACCGGGAAGGAUGUCCCGUUUGUUUGGUCAGCUGAGUGUGAGGAGAGCUUUAGUCAGCUCAAGGAGAUGUUGACUACUACACCAGUGUUGGCGUUACCCGAGCCAGGGAAGCCUUACAUGGUGUAUACAGAUGCUUCAGGCAUUGGUCUUGGUUGUGUGCUGAUGCAGGAGGGCAGAGUGAUAGCAUAUGCUUCGAGACAGUGGCAGGGCAGUGAGCGUAACCGUCCUACACAUGACUUAGAGUUGGGAGCAGUGAUCUUCGCGUUGAAGAUUUGGAGGUCUUACUUGCUAGGUGAGACAGUACAGGUCUUCACGGAUCACAAGAGUUUGCAGCAUAUCUUCACUCAGCCGAUGAUGAACGCGAGACAGACGCGCUGGGUUGAGUUCUUGGCGGACUAUCAGGUGAGCAUUAACUACCAUCCGGGCAAGGCUAACCUAGUGGCGGACGCGUUGAGUAGACGGAGGUAUGAUUCCGCAGUUGAGCGAGAUGUGGAGUCUCUAGUUGGCGAGAUCAGUACCUUGCGUUUGUGUGCCAUUUCGCAGGAGCCUUUGGGUUUAGAGGCAGUGGAUCAGGCGGAUCUACUUAGCAGGAUCAGAGUUGCUCAGCAGAGUGAUCAGAGUUUGCUAGAUGCGACGAGAGUGACUGGUUCUGAGUAUGAGGUCUCUGCGAAUGGGACUAUCUUGGUUCGUGGGCGAGUUUGUGUGCCUAAGGAUGUGGAGUUGAGACAUCAGAUUUUGGGAGAGGCUCACGCGAGCAAGUUUUCCAUUCAUCCGGGAGCGACCAAGAUGUACCAUGACCUCAAGAGGUACUAUCAUUGGGUCGGGAUGAAGAGGGAUGUAGCAGACUGGGUUGCGAAGUGCAACACUUGUGCCUUGGUGAAGGCAGAGCAUCAGGUUCCGGGUGGUCUUUUGCAGAGUUUACCCAUUCCAGAGUGGAAGUGGGACAGGAUUACGAUGGAUUUCGUGGUUGGACUACCUGUUUCGAGGACUUUCGAUGCUAUCUGGGUGAUUGUGGAUCGGUUGACUAAGUCCGCACAUUUCUUGGCCAUCAAGAAGACAGAUGGAGCUGCUGUCUUGGCUAGGAAGUUUGUGCGAGAGAUUGUGAGGCUGCAUGGAGUGCCAGCUAGUAUUGUGUCAGACCGUGAUCCCAGAUUCACUUCAGAGUUUUGGAGAGCUUUUCAGGCAGAGAUGGGCACUAAGGUGCAUCUGAGUACAGCUUAUCAUCCGCAGACAGAUGGUCAGUCAGAGAGGACUAUUCAGACUUUGGAGGAUUUGCUGAGGAUGUGUGUGUUGGAUUGGGGUGGCCAUUGGGCAGAUCACCUGAGCUUAGUUGAGUUUGCAUACAACAACAGCUUUCAGGCGAGUAUUGGCAUGGCUCCAUUUGAGGCUUUGUAUGGGAGGCCAUGUAGGACACCCCUAUGCUGGACCCAAGUGGGGGAGCGCAGCAUGUAUGGAGCUACUUAUGUUCAGGAGACGACAGAGAAGGUCGUGUUGUGA